UCUUUCACCCAUAUAUUGCGCUUUUACCUUUUCAAAAGCAUUUGCCUAACAAUGUAUGAUACAUUGUGAGAGUUAAGUUUCCCCUUUUUGUCCAGAUUCAUAUCUCUCUCUCUCUACAAAUACGUAAAUGUGGGCAUAAAAAUUCAGUGUUCUCUCUCACCAGAUCCUUAUCCAUAACUAUCUGCUCGCUCGACUUUAUUGUAUAGAUAUAGUGGUGAUCAGUUGUAGCAAUCUGUUUUCGAUAUCUUGCAUUCGCAAUGGCUAAUAUGUCUCUAAUAUGUCUCUUUCUUAUGAUAGCUUUGUUGUUUGUAAAUGUCUCUGAAGCCGAGGAAGAAAUAAGGGUGUAUGAGCUGAAGAACAGAGAAUUCUCCGUGAAGAUCACCAACUAUGGUGCAACUGUUCUCUCUGUCAUUCUCCCUGAUAAGCAUGGAAAAUUUAAUGAUGUUGUUCUUGGGUAUGACUCCAUUGAGGGGUACAAGAAUGAUUCAACCUACUUUGGAGCCCUAGUUGGACGUGUUGCUAACAGAAUUGGAGGGGCUCAUUUUACUCUUCAUGGGAUUCAGUAUAAGUUACCAGCUAAUGAUGGGAAUAACACUCUCCAUGGUGGUUUCAGAGGAUUCAGUGACGUCAUAUGGACAAUGAAAAGCUAUAAGAAGGAUAGUCAUAUUACACUCACCUACAACAGUGUUGAUGGUGAAGAGGGGUUUCCUGGUGACCUUUCUGUCAUGGUAACAUACAUGUUAAUAGAAGGAAACAAGUUAGCCAUAAAAAUGGAGGCCAAGUCUCUAAACAAGGCCACACCAGUGAACCUAGCUUCACACACCUACUGGAACUUGGGUGGCCACAACAGCGGCGACAUCCUCUCGCAUACCAUUCAGCUUUUUGCCUCCAAGAUCACUCCAGUCAAUGAUGAACUCAUCCCCACCGGUGAAAUCGCUACUGUGAAGGGAACACCCUAUGAUUUCCUCCACCCACGCUCGAUCAGAAGCAAGUUCAAUGACCUUCCCAGUGGUUAUGACAUAAACUAUGUGCUCGAUAGUUCGAGCAACAAGCAUUUAAAGAAGGUGGCUGUCGUGGAAGAAGGCAAAUCGGGGAGAAAGAUGGAGCUAUGGAGUAAUCAGCCUGGUGUUCAGUUUUAUACAAGUAAUAUGUUGAAAGAUACUAAGGGAAAAGGUGGGUAUGUUUACUCAAAAUAUGGUGCAUUUUGCUUGGAGACACAAGGUUUUCCAGACUCUGUGAAUCACCCAAACUUCCCUUCACAGAUUGUUAAUCCUGGGGAGACUUACAAGCAUGUUAUGGUUUAUAGGUUCACAGCCGACUAGGAAAAAAAAAAGAAAAAGAAAAAGCAUUGCCAUAAUUAAUCGAUCUUUUUCGACUAUUUUUCGGUUGUUGUAUGUAGUAGAGGAACAAUCUGAUUUAUCUUUUCGCUUGUUUAUGCUUUUCUUUUCUGUUGGUGUUUAAUUCAAUAAAAGAAAUCCAUUCUU
Molecule: messenger RNA, 1484 nt
Organism: Ilex paraguariensis (yerba mate)
Lineage: Eukaryota; Viridiplantae; Streptophyta; Magnoliopsida; Aquifoliales; Aquifoliaceae
Source: the annotation of a GenBank genome assembly